AUGGAAAAUUUUAAUCUAACAGAAGAUCAGAGCAAUGCUCUGAUAUAUUUUCAAGAAAUUACACAAAUUGAUUCAAAUGAAAUUGGCAUUCAAUGUCUUUCUAUGCAUAAUUGGGAUGUACAACGUGCUGUUAAUACUGUAUUAACACCAAAUUCUGAUCUUCCUUCAACUCCAGAAAUAGUACAAAAUGAACAGCGAAUACCUCCUGUUACGUCAGUUACUGCUCGAUAUAUGCCAAAUUAUGCAUUGCAACUUUUUCGUACACCAUUAUCAUUUCUGUAUACUUUUUAUUUAAAACUUCAACCUUUUUUACCUUGGAGAAUUAUUCGUGCUGCUUUUUCAUUUUUUCGAUCCAUAAUAUGGACUCAACCACGACCAUAUCCAAGACCAUAUCCAGGACCAGAUCCAGGACCAGAUCCAGGACCAUAUUCGCGACCCGAUCCACGACCAGAUCCACUCAAGGAAAUUGAAGAUUAUUGUAGAUAUUUUAAUAAUAAAUAUGAUACAAAACAUCCAACAUUUUAUCAAGGAUUAUUAUCACAAGUUCUUCGAGAUGUACAACGAGAAGUUCGUUUAUUAUUUAUAUAUAUACAUGAUAAAAAUUCAACAUUAUGCGAUCGAUUUUGUCACGAAGUACUUUGUGGAGAUGCUAUCCAACUCACAGUCGGUGAUAAUCUUUUUUGGAGUACAAGUCUAGAUACUCAAGAAGGUGCUGCAGCUAGUCGUUUAUUAACUGCAAAUUUUUAUCCUUGCCUUUGUAUUAUUGCUCAUCACGGUUCACAACAAACGAUUCAAUUUAAGUUAGAUCGAUAUACUGAUUGUGACCAAUGUUUAGCGGAAAUUAUUAAUGCUGUUGAAAAUGCUAAUCAAACAUUACAGUAUAAUCGUGAACGAAGAACUAUCAGUAAUUCGAGAGAUCGUCUAUUAGAAGAACAAAAUGCCGCUUAUUUAGAUUCCGUUCGAAUCGAUCAAGAAAAAGCUGAACAACGUCAACGUGAAGAAAAUGAACGACGUAAAUUAGAAGAAGAAGAACAAAAAAAACUUCAAGAAUUUACUGAUUUUCGUGAUCGUCUAAGACAAUCACUACCUUCUGAACCAUCAUCAACAGAAAAUGAUAUUAUUCAAGUAUCAAUACGUUUACCAGAUAAUGAACCGAUUAAACGUCGUUUUCAACGAACUGAUUCCGCUAAACUUUUAUUUGAAUUUGCAUGGACUAAUGUCAAUGUACCUAAUCAAUUUGAAUUGUUAUGGGGUUAUCCUCGUAAACGUUAUCAAUAUGAACAGUUGGGUGAUGAAAUCAUAGGUGAUCUUAUGAAGGGGAAUACUGAAACAUGUUUUCUUGAACAGAUUGAUGAAGACAGAUAA
Messenger RNA from Adineta steineri, 1365 nucleotides. Lineage: Eukaryota; Metazoa; Rotifera; Eurotatoria; Adinetida; Adinetidae. The record is from the annotation of a GenBank genome assembly.